This is a messenger RNA of Lingula anatina, 1781 nucleotides long. RefSeq lists its product as uncharacterized. Lineage: Eukaryota; Metazoa; Brachiopoda; Lingulata; Lingulida; Lingulidae. The record is from RefSeq and is a predicted model, not a curated record. Gene Ontology annotation, molecular function: oligosaccharide binding.
AGGGCCGCCUAGCUGUCAUUGCGGAAACCAGUGCGGGCUCUAUACACUGUUGCUAGAGAAAAAGAGGAUUGACAUAGAAUAACUGGAAUCAUUUGUGGUUUCUCUACACUGAUCGUCACAGGUGUUAAAGUAGCAUCAUGUAGAACAACAGUCUUAAAUGGUUUGAGGAGGGAUGGCAACUCGGACACCAACCGAGACAUCCUAAUGCAGGAACCCCAAGAAGCUCUUCAAGAUUGUGCACGGAUGAAAUUAAAAUCAACUGAGGCCAAAUCUGUGCAGUUUUGUGCCACGCCGGGGAUGUGCACCGUUUUUAGAACUGAGUUAACUCCAGCUGUAAUACAAGACGCCAUGGUUGAUAACGACUGUGUGCUUAUGAAGUUCUCUUGUGAUGGGAUAAAGUCUAACAAUGACCUAUCAGAAUAUGGUACUGCCAACACGGCCAAUGUCACUGCAACGCAAGAAACGGCUUCAUCCACCGCACUGAAGCCAUCACCUCCUCUGUCAACUGCAGCACCACCGGAAACACCACCCCUGUCAACUGCAGCACCACCGGAAACACCACCUCUGUUAGCUGUAACGCCACCGGAAACACCCACGUCUGUCGGAGUAACGCCAUCAGCUUCCCUUACUACACUUACUUCACUUACCUCACAACUACCCUCAACGCCAUUGCUGUCUACGGUAGUGACGUCAGCACCUCAUUCAUCAACUACACUGACGUCGGAAGGCAGUAUACUUACCAAUGAAUCUUCAACAGACCCUGUUACUUCUGGUCAACUAGGUGGUUCUGAGUUAAUCCCUGGUGCUAACUGUACAUACAUUCUGCAAGCCCAACCAGAAGCAGUGACAGGUGUCUACUGGAUCUCAACACAGGACCAAACUUUUCAGGUUUAUUGUGAUAUGGACACUGAUGGAGGGGGCUGGACUCUCGUCUGGAGUUACACUUUCACAAAUUUUAGCUCAAAUUUGAUAGGUGCCCUAACACCAAGACCAAGUUGGUUAGCGCCUAACGGAGAUGUUCCCAUAUCUGUUACCCCUCCCUUGAACGAAACAGAUUUCAAUGCCGUGGAUUUUGACUUGUGGAACUCCAUCGGUAACCGACAAUUUAUGGUAAAAUCAACCAUCAAUAAUUGGAUCGUCUGUAAUGGCAGCAAGCUGGUAGAAUUCAUAAAUGGGCCAAUUGACUGCUACCUUGUCAAAACUGUUGUCGAAGACGAAUUUCAGUGCGUUGACCCUGUUCCCAGGUACUUGCACGCCACUUAUACUCAAACCAUUACUGGUUUGAAUGAUGAAGGUCCGGCUCUAACUACGUCUCAAGACUCAUACUACAUAGAAUCGUCUGCGUAUUACUUCUUUCGGGCGUCCACUUGUAUAACGUACUGUCCGGUGCAUGAUCCAUGUGGUUUGGGAGACUGUUUUGGACAUAAACGAGACCCCGAUAUGGCAUAUGGCAACAUUUACAUUCGCUAAAGAUUUUUGCAUAAAUAAAAAGAGAAUGUGAGUCAAGACGCGGGUUUUACGCAAGACGAUAUAAAACAAGCAACUGUAAACAGUGUCUUUUAACGUAACUGAGCUAUUUGUAGAUGUUCAUCAGGCUUUUAUUGGAUUUUUUCUUGAUUAUACGAUGUGAAUUAGGCCUAUGUAACAUUCCAUAAAAACACAUUAUUUUUCUUCAGGUUGCUGUAGUUUCGUUUCACUGAUAAUAUCGCUGCAGAUAUGCAUAGUGGGAUGUUAAAGGGAAAAUAACUUCGUUGUGGCCAAAAAAUUCAUUUUCCCGGAGU